Messenger RNA from Sorghum bicolor (sorghum), 2260 nucleotides. Its product is annotated as CMP-sialic acid transporter 1. Gene Ontology annotation, molecular function: pyrimidine nucleotide-sugar transmembrane transporter activity. Gene Ontology annotation, cellular component: Golgi membrane. Gene Ontology annotation, biological process: pyrimidine nucleotide-sugar transmembrane transport. Lineage: Eukaryota; Viridiplantae; Streptophyta; Magnoliopsida; Poales; Poaceae. The record is from RefSeq and is a predicted model, not a curated record. The coding region runs from base 283 to 1251 and encodes 322 amino acids. The transcript is spliced from 8 exons.
CUUGGCCCACGCCUCAGCUUCCUCGUCGUCGAGCCAUCGGGGACGACUGCUCCGCGGCACCCUCGGUCCACAGCGACCCGGAGCUUCCUCCACGCGCGCCGCCGAGGACUGCAGACGCCACGUCUUCGCCGGGAAGACCGUCCUGCACCGCCCAGCGUCACCGACAACCCCGCCAGCGGCCGCGACCUGCGUCCCGCGUCCGCAUCGUGCUGGAGCCGGCGUCCUGCCCGCGAACCGCACAACAACACCGAGCAGAACUGGACGGCGGCGGCGGAGACGACGAUGCAGUGGUACUUGGUGGCCGCGCUCCUCACCGUCCUCACCAGCUCCCAGGGAAUAUUGACCACCCUUUCCCAGAGCAAUGGCAAAUACAAGUAUGAUUAUGCCACAAUUCCUUUUUUAGCUGAGCUCUUCAAGUUAUCUGUCUCAGGUUUCUUCCUCUGGAAGGAAUGCCAUUCUUCAUCUCCACCAAGGAUGACAAAGGAAUGGAGGAGCGUGCAACUAUAUGUUGUUCCUUCAGUCAUAUACCUCAUCCACAACAAUGUCCAGUUUGCGACAUUGACCUAUGUUGACCCAUCUACCUAUCAGAUAAUGGGAAACCUGAAAAUUGUCACGACUGGGAUUUUGUUUAGGCUUGUCCUAAAAAGGAAGUUGUCCAAUCUACAAUGGAUGGCAAUUGUUUUAUUGGCUGUUGGUACAACUGCAAGCCAGGUGAAAGGAUGUGGAUAUGCACCAUGUGAUUCUCUUUUCUCAGCACCAUUGCAGGGUUACAUGCUUGGGAUACUUUCUGCUUGUCUUUCAGCUCUAGCUGGUGUGUACACAGAAUACUUGAUGAAGAAGAAUAAUGAUAGUUUGUACUGGCAAAACGCACAAUUAUAUACGUUUGGAGUUAUAUUUAACAUGGGCUGGCUAAUUUAUGGUGAUUUUAAAGCUGGAUUUGAGCUGGGUCCAUGGUGGCAGCGCCUUUUUAAUGGUUACUCGAUCACAACAUGGAUGGUAGUGUUCAAUUUGGGAUCUACUGGUCUUCUAGUAUCAUGGUUGAUGAAAUAUUCUGACAAUAUAGUCAAGGUGUACUCAACUUCAAUGGCAAUGCUUUUGACCAUGGUUUUAUCUAUAUAUCUUUUCAGUGUGAAAGCUACAAUUCAGCUCUUCCUGGGCAUUAUCAUUUGUAUAAUUUCCCUGCAGAUGUAUUUUAUGCCUGUGCACAUGCUUGUUGAAUUGCCACAAACUUUGCCUGUAACAUCAAAGUAGGUUCAUGGCAUUGUUAGCUAACCCAUUGAUCAGGAGGGGGUAGUUCACUGUUGAUUGAAGGGUUAAUGACUAUCAGCUGCCCAGCUCUAUUUGAGUCAUCUGUUUGGAAAUUUAUGGUUGUAAUCUCAACAGCUGUGGAGCUAGGUUAGUUUCAUGUUGCAGAAAAGGUGAAUCAACUGUCAAGUGAGCAUGUAAUGGCAAUACCAAUGGACUGAAAGUUGACACGUACAAGCUUUCCAAUUUUUAUCCAGGUAAAAGAUGGAGGCUGAUUGGUCUUGUUGUUUAGGGAAAGGAAAUCCAUGCACAUGCAAAUUUUCUUCAAAUAGAGCAAAACUAGUCAUUCACCUUGUAUCCACAAUUUUGCAUUAGUGGAAUUGAUACAGAACUGACGACUACAAUGAAUGAGUUAUGGCUUCAUUACAAAAAGGUACAAUAUUUUGCUCCCUGCGGCAGGAGUCUUAUUCUUUCUUAUAUUUUAUCAUGUAGUUAUCUUUUCAGGAGAUUGAAGCUGGACUAAGUGCUCAUUGGGCAAAUCCUCAGUCAUACUGAUUUUUUUGUCAUCAUCAGUUAGAAAUGGCUUCCCAUUCUAGCAUCUGUUAUUUCUUUAGUUAAAAGAAAGCACAACGCUGUUAUUGUGAUUAAUUUUACGAAAACCAAAGCAUUGUUAAAUUACACAUGUACCUAAGAAACACAUGUACAUAAUGUGUCACCUUUAACCAACCCUUGAUCUGAGGCAUAUGCAUUGUAAUUUAUGAGAUACAUUCCAUGACAUGCGAAUAAAGCCCCCAUCAGGGAUUAUGGAAGUCUUUGCAAAAUGUAUACAUAAAUAAUCAAAUAUGCAUAUUAGAUAAUGGUUUUAUUGCAUUUGUGGAGCGCAAUUUUAUUGGCUUCUCACUAUUUGUUCGCUCUAGCCUUCUGAAAUCUAUCUAUUGAACAGUGUGCAGUGUGCCUGCUCUGAGAUUCAAAUUCAAUUACUCCAUUUUAGGCUCUACAAUAAGAGCUUGCUUCA